This is a messenger RNA of Daldinia caldariorum, 1806 nucleotides long. RefSeq lists its product as uncharacterized. Lineage: Eukaryota; Fungi; Ascomycota; Sordariomycetes; Xylariales; Hypoxylaceae. The transcript is spliced from 3 exons. The record is from RefSeq and is a predicted model, not a curated record. The coding region runs from base 723 to 1409 and encodes 228 amino acids.
CUUGCAACGCUUCUCUAUUGUCACGGUACAACCAUGUGAACCCCUGGUGGGGCGCCACAGGUGUAUGUGAAAUACAUAGAUGAAGGACCUCUUGUCCUUUUCUCUUUUCUCCUCGUCCUAAAAACUAUCUUGUCUACCGAAACCUAACAUAUAUCAUAAGCUAAUACCUGAUAUAAUCUCUCUAUGGGUUACCACCCUUUUCAUCAGUUGAUUUGGCAAGAUUAUAAUUUCUUCAUACGCUUUAAGUUACAAUCAAUUUAGAACCUCACUCUACUCGAGGGGUUGCUGUUGCUAUCUCCACUUAUAGGGACUCCCUCACAGACAGUACUGUGACAAGAUAUAUCCUGUGUAAUAUCUAGGCAGGUAGUCAAUACCAAACUACAUACAUGCAAACAUGCGUUGGUGCCUAGGUAACCAUGGUAUGCGCUUGGCGAUGCUUGCCCUAGGUUGGGUAGGCACACAAUGGGUUGUCCUGAGAAACACCAACAAGGUAAUCACGUACAUUUCUGCCAGUCCCUUACUGUCAAAAACAACUCUCUCCGCCCCUCACAGAAACUACCUACCUAUAUAACGAAACCAAAAUCAUUCAACGCAGUUACUACCUACGUACACUUCUCGUUAUUCCGGUUCGCAGGCUUACUUGCGGUUAGUAAUUAUCUGACGCGUCAAUCGUGAUCGACAGAUUCUAAGUACGAUUUAACUUAGUCGUCGUCUACUUCAAGAUGCAGCUUAGUACCUGUUGGGUUAUCCUCGCAUCUUUCGUCGUCAUUCUGAUUUGUGCGCCGGCUGAGGUCCAUGAAGGCCACCCUACCCUUGGCGAGGCUUCGGGUGGGACCACGAGCGAGCCCUUCACUCCUUAUCCGAAUACAAGCCAAACCGGGCUACCGACUGAGUCGUUCUCUCACUUCCCAACUAUGUCUUUUGCGCCUUAUCCCGACGACCCAAAAACAUCGUCCCCCAUCUCUUUCGUCAAAUCCGCUUCCAGCAUCGAUAAUAACACCCCCAUCAAAGAUUUCCGCCUCCAGUGCAGCAGCAACAGCUUGGGGCUGGUGGAGUCUCAAGCUAGGCCAGGGAUUUACUAUCUUCGAGGUGUCUGUAGCGGCAGGUAUAAUGACGCUCAUGCGUCACGCUGCUCCUUUCUGGACCUUAGCAUGUGUUAUGCCAACGAUGGGGGAAAUAUACUUCCUCGGAAGAUGGGAAACUUCUUGGCUUCCUGCGAAAGGUGUGUUCUCUACAUCUCCCACGGAGCGGAUAUGUUAGCUUGUACCUGUGGAAGAGGCGAUCACAACGGUGGAGGGACGCAGGAGAGUGCGGUUCAACUAGACAACCUGCUAUACGUGAAAAAUGGCUUCUUGAGUUGCCACGGCUAUACCAAUUUUGAGUGCCCUGAGGUGGACGAACCGUUCUAAAACAUACCUGUGUUCGACAUUUCGCAACGAUCAAAGUAAUAACUAGGUGCCUAACUGCUAGUAAUGCUGAAGCCUUAACUUCUCAAUAUCAUUUUCGUGCCAACUCUUCUUGUACUUUUUAAGCCUCAUAGAUUUCCACGUUUGUUAAUGAUAUUGGACCGUUCCGGCAACCGCAGCCCUCGACAAGGAAGAUUAUAGGUACCUAGACCUACCAAGUAAUUUUUAAAAGAUCGUUAAGUAAUUAGGUUAGGUACAGGUAGGUAGGCUUUCCGUGAAACGGACAUAGAAUAAUAUGCUCGGACCGGCCCGGACUUCAGUGGGUCUGUCGGCUGGACCUAGAACUGGCCGAAAUUAACAUCACCGCUUAACAUCCUUUGCUAAUACCUGUACCUGCAUA